Mycena indigotica is the source of this 2223-nucleotide messenger RNA. RefSeq names its product putative beta-glucosidase L. Gene Ontology annotation, molecular function: beta-glucosidase activity. The record is from RefSeq and is a predicted model, not a curated record. The coding region runs from base 1 to 2223 and encodes 740 amino acids. The transcript has 16 exons. NCBI's taxonomy places the organism in Eukaryota, Fungi, Basidiomycota, Agaricomycetes, Agaricales, Mycenaceae. Gene Ontology annotation, biological process: glucan catabolic process.
AUGGCUCGUCAACUGCUCGCCCUCGUUCUACUCAUAGCCUUUGCCCAUGGUUUUACUCUCAGGACAUGGGAGCAAGCUUACGCGUUAGCUAACGCUACGGUGGCCAACUUGACCUUGACUGAGAAAGUCGGUCUCCUCGCAGGCGUAGGUCAGUUUCGGUCGCGUUGUGUGGGCAACACAACACCCGUCCCCCGACUCGGAAUACCAGCAAUCUGUAUGAACGAUGGUCCUGCUGGCAUUAGACUGGUCAAGAAUGUUACUGGAUUCCCAUCAGGCAUCAACACUGCGGCAACAUUCUCUCGAAGACUGAUGCAAGCGCGCGGUCAGGCAAUGGCAGAAGAGUUCAAAGGCAAAGGCAUCCAUGUCCUAUUGGGACCUGCGAUGGAUCUGAUGCGCAAUCCUAAAGCUGGCCGUGCUUGGGAAAGCUUUGGUCCAGACCCGUACUUGACUGGAGAAGGAGCCUAUUAUACGAUUGCCGGGAUUCAAUCUGUUGGCGUCCAAGCCUGUGCAAAACAUCUCGCCGCAAACAACCAGGAACACUGGCGGUAUGGUUUGAGCGCCAUAAUCGAUGAUCGCACAAUGCACGAAAUGUACUUCUACCCAUUCCUUCGCGCGAUCGAGGCAAAUGUCACGUCGAUGAUGUGUGCGUAUAACCAACAAAAUGGCACAUCGAGUUGUCACAACGCCGGGUUAAUGGGACCCAACGGCCUGAUACGAAGCGCUGGCUUUCAGGGUUAUGUCAUGUCAGACUGGGGAGCAACUCACGAUUCAGUUGCCGACAAUGCCAAUGCUGGCCUUGACAUGGAACAGCCGGGUGAUAACAUUGUUAUCGGUGGGGGUGUGUUCGGGACCGGAGGCGGUAACUUGGCCAAUGCUGUCAACGGGGGAAGCGUCAACGUGACGCGCCUCAACCAGAUGGCCGCUCGUGUACUGGCUGGAUAUUAUAAACUUGGACAAGAGACUGGUUAUCCAGCUGUUAACUUUGAUGCGCAGCAUUCCGAUGGUUCUGGCUCCCUUAACUUGGGUGUUUCAGUGCGUUCGGAAGCACACACCGCUCUCGUCCGUGAAAUUGGCGCCGCAUCGGCUGUUCUUCUCAAGAAUAAUCGUACGACAACGACUGGCACUCCUAGUGGCGCCACUACUCGUGGUUUACCCCUUGUGCAGUCCCGAAUCAAGAGCAUGGCUGUCAUUGGCUUAGAUGCUACCUAUCCCAAUCUCUCCUGCAACGAUCUGAACGAAUGCAACGAUGGGACUAUGAGCAUUGGCUGGGGAUCUGGCUCGAAUUCUCUUGCUUUCAUCGUUCCUCCCAUUAAAGCUAUUCAAGACUUUGUUGGAACUUCGGCGACCAUCACGACGUCACUGAAUAACGACCUCAAUGCCGGACCUGCUGCAGCCAAGGGAAAGGAUGUCUGCAUUGUGUUUGGCAACGCGAUGAGCGGCGAACUUGGAUUCUACAGCACCGUGGUUGGGAACAUGGGAGAUCGUAAUGAUCUAGCAUUAUGGUGGCGAGAGGGUAGCCUAAUCGAGGCUGUUGCGGCUGUGUGUAGUAACACUAUCGCAGUCAUACACAGCGUGGGGCCCGUUAAUCUGAGUUGGAGCCAACACCCUAACAUCACUGCUAUCAUCUACGCUGGCGCACCAGGGGAGCAGACAGGACCAUCUCUCGUUGAUGUCCUCUAUGGCGCAGUCAACCCAGGCGGCCGUUUGCCAUAUAGUAUUGAUGAAAACGAAGCCUCGUAUGGAACAACAAUUGUCUACAACAGUCUCGGAUUCCCUGUCGUCAACUACACAGAACAAUUGCUCAUCGACUACCGCUAUAUGGACUCCAAGAAUAUUGUACCACACUACGAGUUCGGCUUCGGGCUUUCAUAUACUACCUUCGGGUAUUCCAACCUCAAGAUUACGUCGACUGGCUCAGGAUCGUCCUCAAGUGUUACGGUAACAUUCGUUGUCGCCAACACUGGUGCAUUCGCGGGUACCGAGAAGCCCCAACUCUAUCUUGCGUAUCCAGCAUCUGCGGGAGAGCCCAAGCGAGUCCUUCGUGGGUUCGACGAGGUUGGGCCGCUAGCUGUUGGUGCUAGCCAAACUGUGACCAUGAGCAUUUCGGCUAGGGAGAUGAGUAUCUGGGAUGUCAUCACUCAAGCUUGGGUUCGUCCGUCUGGCACAUUCACCGUGACCGUUGGCGCAUCCAUCAACGAUGUCCGACUUACGGGGACCUUCUAG